Aspergillus neoniger CBS 115656 is the source of this 296-nucleotide messenger RNA. RefSeq lists its product as uncharacterized. The record is from RefSeq and is a predicted model, not a curated record. NCBI's taxonomy places the organism in Eukaryota, Fungi, Ascomycota, Eurotiomycetes, Eurotiales, Aspergillaceae. The coding region runs from base 33 to 245 and encodes 70 amino acids. The transcript has a single exon.
UUAACAACACAGCUCCCUUCAACCAACCCAGCAUGUUAGCUCAGGGGAAGAGCGCCGGGCUCAUAACCCGGAGGUCCCUGGAUCGAAACCAGGACAUGCUAAGCAAACGAUUUCUUUUUUUCUUUUCUGUCUCAUGCAGAGUGGAUUGGCGAUGUCAUGUAUGGAGUAGAUAUGGAUACUACCGCAUUUCGCUUUUUUUACUCACUCACUCACCAAUUUGGCAGUCGUCUUUUUGUAUGAGAUAGACUAGCUUCUUAGAAUAUUAAUGAAUCCACGUCUGUAUUGAAAUAAUAAAU